AUGACGUUGCCACACGCAAAAAGAGCGGAGAGCGGACGCCAGUCCUCGCGCAGCGUCGCUGCAGACCGCCGCACCCUGCCGAAGACUUCGUCUAAAUCAGCAACGUCGAACUACACUGCCCGCCCCUGGGAGCCUCAGAAAGCCCGCGGAAAUCCACCGACGCACCCUCCGCUUCUCUGCGCAGGACCGACAGCGGGUACCAGGCCAGACAAGUCUCCGCAGAAAGACUUGCGCGCCAGAGACUCGCCCCAAAAGGAGAGCGCGCGCCCAGCGAAGGCGAGACAAAAUUCCGUCAACGAGAGCCCGAAAGCUGCGCCGGCCGCCUCGCGACCACGGCCUGACACCCCCGCUGCGACGUCAAAAUGCCCGGCGCCGAAAUCCAACAUGCCCACCUCGCAGUCGAGGCAUAAUUCGCCGGAGGCCACAGCAGGAAUUCCUCAACACACGCUCGCUGUGAGGGGUUUUCAAUCGCCCUUUGCCAGCGUCCAGUUCGCGCCUGCGUCCUUUUGUAUCGACCUCACAGGCUCAAUCGGCACCACACACCCGAAGGCGCCCCUGGCGAUCAACUCACGGGCGUUCUGUGGCCGCACGCAGACGACGAUUCGGCACGUACCCGCCGCGCACCAGCAUGCCCGGCCCCCGCGGGCUCCUCAGACUGCUCUAGGUGGGAAUGUGCUUCGAUCGGCGGCGACCGGCGUGAUGCACUUCGGAGGCGGUGCGGCGUCCUCUGGAGCUGCGAGUCGCCCUACGCUGAUCCCGGCUGCCCCCCUAAGGUGCAGCUACUGCUGCGCGACGCUGCGGGAGCGAAAGUACUUUGCAGCAGCAUGGCCAGAGCUCAUCAUGUGUGCCCGCUGCAGCGACGCACUGCCUAGCUGCCAUGUCUGCCACCGCAAAGCUGCGGAAGUCAGGCACACGCAGGAGUCGAGCCAGCCCUGGAGCCAGCUGUGUGGCGGAGAGGAACCCCUGACGUCAAAGACGCCGACUGGCACGGAAAACGGGAAAAACGCAACUCGGCUCACGCAAAAGCCGCCAGUCCGGGUAGGGGGCCUAAACUUGUGCGGCGGCUGCGCCUCGCUGGGGCCGGUCCUCAACGAAAGGCAGGUCGAACGACUGCUUGGUGAAGCGCUUGAGUUCCUCCAUGAGCAAGCGAACAUUUCGUUCAAUGACACCAAAUUAUUCCCUCUGCCCAAAGUGCCAGACACCGACGCGACCCCACCCCGCAACAAUGACGGGCAGCGGCGGCGCUUGACUUUUCCAUACCCAGUGCAAGCAGCGGAUCUCGAGCGCAUGCGAGCGUCCGAGUUCGUCCCUGCCGGGGACGCAACGCCGUUUGGAUGCUGCGAGACUCUGGAGGUGCUCGAGAAGACCAAGUCUGGGUGGCUGGCAAGAAGCCUCUCGGUGAAGCGCAUUCUUGUGGCAAAGGGCUUACCAGAAAGCGUUUUCCGGGCCCAUUUGGCACACGAACUGCUGCAUGCGUUUAUCUGGUGCACGCGGGGGGGCGAGCGUUCUGCGACCGCCAUAGAUCGCGCGGUGGAGGAAGGCCUAUGCAAUACGGUCACCAGUCGCGUGCUGCAGUUGCGAGACUCUUUGCUGGCUGCAGCCGAAAGGCGUACAGCAUGCGCGGCAUCAGGCUCAAAGGGUCAGAACCAACUCAUCUCGCGGGACGCGAAUCAGGUGCCCCAGCAUCACGGGCUGGUCCCCGCGCCCCAACAGAAACCCAACUCUGGAGAUGCGUCACAGACUGCGGGAGCCGCGGCGUUGAUCGCGCACGAGCGAAGGGUUAUUGCGGUUCGACUCGGCAUCAUGGCAAAUGACACAGACAAGAUCUAUGGAGAGGGAUACCGAGUGGUGCGUAAAGCUGUCGACGAAUGCGGCUUCCAGAAAGCUCUUCAUCUCGUGCGCACUGAAGGUAGUUCACUGGAGGUAUUCAAGAAAGCCGCUUUUGGCUCGAAGUGA
Molecule: messenger RNA, 1956 nt
Organism: Besnoitia besnoiti
Lineage: Eukaryota; Apicomplexa; Conoidasida; Eucoccidiorida; Sarcocystidae
Exons: 1
Coding region: 1-1956 (651 amino acids)
Source: RefSeq, a predicted model, not a curated record